CCGACUAUGUCGACCUUACCAGGUGAUUUGAAAGUACAUAUAAAAAUUUUAGGGGGAUAAUCUAAUGCCAAAAAGUGUAAAGUAAACAAAUGUCUUGAAUCUCGGGGUGGUGAAAAUCCUAAAAGCUAAAAUUUUAAAUUGAAAAAAAUAUGAAAUGGAUAUUACUCCGGAAACCGAUGAAUUGCAACAUACGGCGGAUGGCGGAAAUACCGGAACUGAACGUCGCAUUGACCAGCUUGAAAAACCUACGAACAUCGACAGACCGCACGAGUGUGCAAUCUGCGGUAAAGGAUUCAAGGAACGGUACAUAUUGACACAUCAUCUACGCAUACAUUCCGGCAAAAGGCCCUUCAAAUGUGACGAGUGUAAUAAAACGUUCACCCAGCGGCAUCACCUUCAACGGCAUCAGUUGCUGCAUGGCCAACGGUCUUUCGAAUGCCGAGUGUGUAAGCAGAGUUACUUCACCGGAGAAUACCUUAAAGUUCACGAGCGGAUACACUUUGGUAAGCAGCGAAAUAAGUGCGGUGUGUGCGGGAAACUAUGCGGCUCCAAAUCGGUCCUCCAGGAGCACGCUAAAACUCAUCGCGGCGAGCAGCCUUUCAUGUGUGACAUCUGCGGUAAGAAUUUUGCCACUAUGAGUUAUUUGAAAACCCACAAGCGGCUGCAUACAGGCGAAGAUUUGUUCGAGUGUGAUAAAUGUGGCAAGAAGUUUGCCUUUAAAUGUAAUUUGCGAACGCACCUAGCGGUGCACAUUACCGAACGAUCACACAAAUGCAGCAUCUGUGAUAAACGAUUUACUACCUACAAGGUACUGAAAAUCCAUACUCGCAGUCACACUGGCGACGGAGCGCGCCAAUGCCCUGAAUGUGGCAAGUCGUUUUUGCAGCUGUCGAACUUGAAAACACACUUGAAGACUCACGACCGGUCGUACAGGUGUGGCAAAUGUGAGUUACUGUUCACCGAUCGCGUAUUGCUUAGAGAGCAUCGUGAAACCCAUCGAAAACGAAAGUCAAAAAAUAAGGCUGAAAAGCAGCUUCACAACUGUACUACGUGCGGUGUUGAUUUCGAAGAUUUAGCUUCACUCAAAUUGCACACGAAAGCUUUACAUCCGGUGGUAAAGCAAACUCACGUUUGCGAUGUUUGUGGGAACAAAUUCUCCACUAGCGUCAGUUUGGAGAGUCACAUGUUGGUGCAUAGCGAUAAAAAUCCCAAUAAAUGCGAUAUCUGUGGGGGAACGUUUGGUACGAGUGCCACGUUACAUACUCAUCGGAAAAAGAUUCACGCCAUGAGCCAACCGUAUCAGUGUACACAGUGUGAGCAAAGUUUCGAAAGAAAUUCUGAGUUGCGCCAGCACAAUUUUAGUCACCGCCAGAGAAAGCACGUGGAAUGUGAACUGUGCGGUAAGAAGUACAGCCGUAGCAUUUCGCUGAAAAAUCACUUGAUUGCGGCACAUGCGAAUGGUACUACAAACGAAGGAACUAGGACGGAAUCAUCUCAACCAGAGCUAGUUUUCGGAACUGAUCUUCAAGAUGAAUCGAACACAACUCCGCAACCAGAGGAUCCAGGCAGUGCAAAAGUCACUAAACCACACACGUGCGACACUUGUGGAAAAACGUUCCGUUUGUGGCCCCUAUUAAAGGCCCACCAAAGGUGCCACUCGGAUGUGAAACCCUUCGCAUGCGACAUCUGUGGUAAGGAGUUUCGGCGAAAAGCACUGCUACGAAGGCAUCAGCAGAUGCACACGAAGGAACAGCCGUACACUUGUACGGUUUGUCACAAAUCGGUUAAGGAUAAGGGUUACCUAAAGAGCCACAUGCGGAUCCAUACCGGCGAGCAGUUGCAUAGAUGCGAGUUUUGUAACCGUGGAUUUAAUACGCUGGAAUCACUCAAUGGGCACCGAAGAAGUCGACAUACCGGUGAGCGACCGUUCAAAUGUGACCUUUGCGAAAAAACCUUCGUAAGUAAUGGCCAAAUGAGACAACAUAUGCAUAUACACACGGACGAGAAAAAUCAGAGUUGCGAUAUCUGCAACAAAGCUUUCCGCACUUCACGUCAGCUGAAACUGCACAAAACCAUACACUCGGGUGUGAUGCUUGCUAAUUGCGAGAUCUGUGGUAAAGGGUUUCUGGACAAUCAUCGACUGAAGGUUCACAUGAUGAUCCAUACGGACGGAAAGCUGCCGCAUGGGUGUGACCUGUGCGAGAAAACUUUCUCCAAUACGGGUCAACUGACAAAGCACAGACGCGUGCAUACUGCGGAUAAAAAGCAUCACAAAUGCACCUUUUGCAGCGAAAAAUUCGAGCGCGUUGGAGAACUUCGCGAUCACGAACGUACUCAUUCGACCGAACGGCCAUAUCGAUGCGCUGAUUGUGGCGAGGGUUUUUUCAUGAGACUCCAGUGGAAGCGGCACAUCGUUGUGGUUCACAAGGGAGAGCCGUUGAAACGUUGUGAGCUGUGCUAUCGUGAGUACGCGUGCGAAUCUAGCGUAGAGAGGCAUAAGCUGUCCGCACAUCCGGUUAAUGCUGACGGUGUGCGCAUAGCAGACUGUGUGAUUUGCAGCAAAGGCCCAUUUACGGUAGAAGAGAUGGCCGAGCAUCGCUCAGUGCAUAACAAGGGUGGUGACGAGGAUGGGGCGAAGAAAACUGAUGUCGAGAAAGUAGAGGGGAGAUUAGAUUCCAAAGAUGAAAAUCGAUCUAGUUGAAAAGCCGAAAACUGAUAUAAGCCAUAAACUUUUGUUUAUGAGACUGAAGUUGAAGAAAACUACUCAACUGUGAA
Wyeomyia smithii (pitcher-plant mosquito) is the source of this 2775-nucleotide messenger RNA. Its product is annotated as zinc finger protein 845-like. Bases 155 to 2701 code for a protein of 848 amino acids. The record is from RefSeq and is a predicted model, not a curated record. Lineage: Eukaryota; Metazoa; Arthropoda; Insecta; Diptera; Culicidae. The transcript has 3 exons.